This is a messenger RNA of Gracilinanus agilis (Agile Gracile Mouse Opossum), 1224 nucleotides long. It is a transcript of the gene CLNS1A, whose product is annotated as chloride nucleotide-sensitive channel 1A. The coding region runs from base 86 to 817 and encodes 243 amino acids. Lineage: Eukaryota; Metazoa; Chordata; Mammalia; Didelphimorphia; Didelphidae. Gene Ontology annotation, biological process: mRNA cis splicing, via spliceosome; spliceosomal snRNP assembly; chloride transport. Gene Ontology annotation, cellular component: spliceosomal complex; cytosol; plasma membrane. The transcript is spliced from 7 exons. The record is from RefSeq and is a predicted model, not a curated record.
UUGGGGCGAGCGUGCUGCCUUCGCCUCCCGUCCAGCCCCCUCCCCUGUCCGCCGGGCGGCCACUGCCACCGCCAGCGCCGACAGGAUGAGUUUCUUGAAGAGCUUCCCUCCGCCGAGCUCAGAAGAUGGGCUGCGGCAGCAGCAGCCCGACACCGAAGCGGUGCUGGACGGCAAGGGCCUGGGCACCGGUACCCUCUACAUCGCCGAGAGCCGCCUAUCCUGGUUAGAUGGAUCUGGAUUGGGAUUUUCGCUGGACUAUCCUACCAUUAGUUUACAUGCUGUCUCCAGGGACCUAAAUGCCUAUCCACAAGAGCACUUGUAUGUUAUGGUGAAUGCUCGAUUUGGAGAGGAAGAACCCAAAGAAGUAAAAGAAACUCCAAUGGCUGAAGGGGAAGAAGAUGAGGACAGUGAUGAAGAUAUUGAACCAAUUGCUGAGUUCAGAUUUGUUCCAAGUGAUAAGUCAGCAUUGGAAGCAUUGUUUGCUGCAAUGUGUGAGUGUCAAGCUUUACAUCCAGAUCCUGAGGAUGAAGAUUCAGAUGAUUAUGAUGGAGAAGAAUAUGAUGUGGAAGCACAUGAACAAGGACAGGGGGAUAUUCCUACAUUUUACACCUAUGAAGAAGGAUUGUCUCAUUUAACUGCAGAAGGACAAGCCACUCUGGAGCGAUUGGAAGGAAUGCUUGCUCAGUCUGUGAGCAGCCAAUAUAACAUGGCUGGAGUAAGGACAGAAGACUCAAUUAGGGAUUAUGAAGAUGGGAUGGAGAUAGAUGCCGCACCGACUGUUGCCGGACAGUUUGAGGAUGCAGAUGUUGAUCACUGAAGAUCAGUAAGACUGAGUAUUAGAUUCCACAUGUUAACUGAAGGAGGAAACUUUCUGGUCUUUCCAUAGUGGAGAGGCAAGAGAAGAAACACCUUUUUCCCUCUACAGAUAUGACCUAAACCAGUUCUUCAGACUUAUGCUGAGGCCAUAUGAAUCACCACCAGCAGAAGCUUGCAGUCUUUAUUAACAGAAGUGGCUGAAUUCACCCAAGAGGGUAUUUAUAGUUUAUCAUUGACUCAUGAAUCCUGUGCCCAGUUGUGGUCAUCUAGGCCUAUAAAUCCUUCCCUCACAGUACUCAUCUGUAAGGCAGCAGGCCCACAUGGUGCAGGGGUAUGGAAAAGAAGUGGGGGGUAGGAGGUGUAACCAGAAUAUGCCAUAUGCCAUACACACACACACACACACACACA